AUGAGACAUCGAACUAACUCAUUAUCAGGCAACAGGUGCCUACCGGCUUCUCACAGGACAUCCGCACGACGAUAUACUUACACAUACUCUUAUGCCUACGGUCCAACUGGUGUUUCCGGCCUCUUCAGCAACCGAUAUGCUGCAGGCUGUGCGAUAUUCGCCUCCGUAGGAGGCCUCUCAUUCGGAUACGAUCAGGGCGUGAUAGCGAAUGUACUCGUCAUGAAAGAUUUGUUUCAAGCUGCUGUGCUUGAGCUCGGCGCACUUUUCGGAGCACUUCUGGCGGGUGUGUCGGCGGAUAAAUUCUCAAGAAGACGUUCUAUAUUCCUUGCUUCCCGUAGGGUCAGGUUUCAAGCAGGUGCACAGUCCCUCAAUCACCUCAUCCUCGGCCGCGCCAUCGGUGGCGUAGUAUGCUAUCCCCUCUACAUCGCUGAAAUAAGUUCUCCCGAACUCCGCGGUUCUCUUAUGGCUCUGGAGCAGCUCGCUAUUGUGCUUGGCGUUGUAUUUGGCUUUUGGUUCGGCUUUCUUACACGAAAUGUGCAAGGGUGCUUCCUUCUCCCACCCUCCCCGCGCUUCUUAGUUCUCAAAGGAAGGCUGGACGAUGCUAUGCAGUCACUUUCUAGGCUUAGAUUACGUACGGCCGCGGAGGCCCCGUAUGAUCCGUUACUCCAGCUGGAGUUCUUAGAGAUGCAGGUAGACGUUGCCCUCGAAACGCAGUGCUUGGGUACGAAUGACAGAGAAGGGUUUUACUUCGAUCGGACGCUUUUGGGGAUCAUGAUCAUGUUCUUUCAGCAAUGGAGCGGGAUUAAUGCUUUACUCUAUUACGGCCCAACGCUGGUCAGAAGUAUCGGUUUCGAGGGUGAUUUAGUGACGUUGCUUGUAUCAGGCGGUAUCGGGAUCGUACAAUUCCUGGCCGUGAUACCUGCAAUUCUAUACCUGGAUAGCGCAGGUCGUAAGCCUUUGCUGAGAGGUGGCAGCGCGCUAAUGACCUUGUCUCAUAUCGUUAUCGCUAUACUCAUCUAUCAUUACGAAGGGAACUGGCCUGCGCAUUCGUCUGCUGCGUGGGUGGCUAUUAUGUACGCGUACGGAGUGAGCUUUGGCCCCAUCGGUUGGGUACUCCCGAGUGAGGUGUUCCCACUUUCAAUGAGGAGCAAGGGCGUGUCGCUGGCCACGGCCUCGAACUGGGUUAAUAACUUUCUGAUCGGACUUAUCACUCCGCCAAUGAUUCAGUCAUCUGCCGCAACAACCUUUCUUCUCUUCGGAACAGCAUGUUUUGCGGCACACUUUUGGAGCACGUACCUCGUCCCCGAAACUGCAGGCAUCUCGCUCGAGGAAAUGGAUGCCGUGUUUGGAACGACGGCAGGAAAAGAUGAUGGAAGGGUGAAAGUAGAACUUCAAGAUCAUCGUGCCAUCAGCGUCGCCAGAUGCCUUUCCAACGACUAUGAUUUUGGGGUAUCUACUAUGGCGAAGGCGGAAUAA
This is a messenger RNA of Pisolithus orientalis, 1476 nucleotides long. RefSeq names its product general substrate transporter. The record is from RefSeq and is a predicted model, not a curated record. Gene Ontology annotation, biological process: carbohydrate transport; transmembrane transport. Gene Ontology annotation, cellular component: membrane. NCBI's taxonomy places the organism in Eukaryota, Fungi, Basidiomycota, Agaricomycetes, Boletales, Pisolithaceae. The transcript has 17 exons. Bases 1 to 1476 code for a protein of 491 amino acids. Gene Ontology annotation, molecular function: carbohydrate:proton symporter activity.